Messenger RNA from Engraulis encrasicolus (European anchovy), 768 nucleotides. Its product is annotated as signal-induced proliferation-associated 1-like protein 1. Gene Ontology annotation, molecular function: GTPase activator activity. Gene Ontology annotation, biological process: activation of GTPase activity; regulation of small GTPase mediated signal transduction. The transcript has 5 exons. NCBI's taxonomy places the organism in Eukaryota, Metazoa, Chordata, Actinopteri, Clupeiformes, Engraulidae. The annotation marks the transcript as partial. Gene Ontology annotation, cellular component: cytoplasm. The record is from RefSeq and is a predicted model, not a curated record.
GCGUCCUUUUGGUCCGUCUCGAAGGGCUUCACGCAUUACGACGUCCAGAGUUUGACCUUUGACCUUCGUGAGGUCAUCACCAGUCGCCAGUCGGCCGCUGAGAGGCUCCAGAACAUCACGACUGGGGCGUCCGCCGCAUCAGCCGGUCAAUCAGGUUCCGCCUCUUCUACGCUAAGCUCCGCCCACAGCCUGCCCCACAGCUCCCCCAGUGGCAGCCAGGAGGAACUGCACCUGCAGGAGGGCGACGCCCCCGACGACCAGGACCCCUCCCAUGGCAACCAGCUGGUGACCAGCUGUCCCUUCUUCACCACGGAGACCGGCGGCGGGGGACCAGAUUCAGACGGCGACCCUCCGGAGGGGGGCUGGGGCACCUACGAGUCCCCCGUGACGCCGUACUGUCUGACUGCAGGCGUGGCGGUUCUGGAGGGCCAAGGCGACGGGCCUAACGUCCAGAGGGAGGGGCCUAAUGCGCUCAGCAACCGCAACAAGAAUUACAUCAUAGAACACACAGACCUGGGAGCCUAUUACUACAGAAAAUACUUUUACCUCCGAGACCACUUGAACUACUUCGGGCUCGAUGAGUCGCUAGGUCCCGUAGCCGUUAGCAUCCGACGAGAGAAGCUCGACGACCACAAAGACCACGGACCUCAAUACAACUACAGACUCAUCUUCCGAACCAGCGAGUUGACUGCUCUGCGUGGUUCUAUCCUGGAGGAUGCUGUUCCCUCCUCAGCUAAACACGGCACCGCUCGAGGGCUCCCCCUGAAG